Ipomoea nil (Japanese morning glory) is the source of this 1903-nucleotide messenger RNA. RefSeq names its product protein CHROMOSOME TRANSMISSION FIDELITY 7-like. Lineage: Eukaryota; Viridiplantae; Streptophyta; Magnoliopsida; Solanales; Convolvulaceae. Gene Ontology annotation, molecular function: protein-lysine-acetyltransferase activity. Bases 496 to 1566 code for a protein of 356 amino acids. The transcript is spliced from 8 exons. The record is from RefSeq and is a predicted model, not a curated record. Gene Ontology annotation, biological process: mitotic sister chromatid cohesion. Gene Ontology annotation, cellular component: nucleus; chromatin.
UUGACCAGAACUCUGUCUCUUGCGUCUCUCUUACUCUCAGCCUGACCGCCUCUCUGCCUCUCGCCUCUCGCUACCACCGGAGUACCGGCUACUGUCCCUCUCGGUCUCUCGUCUCCUCUCAGGACUCAGGAGUCCUCGAUCAUCUGUGGCUCUAUCGCUCUAUCCCUGUCUGUGCCGAACGGUCGCACCUCGCCACUCGCCAUUCCUCUGUGCCAUAAUUUCGCCAGUCAGCAGCCCAGCAGGAGUCCUCACUGUCUCACAAUCCCAGCCUCUCAGCAUGGAGGAGAUGUAAAUGCUGCAGAUCAUACAGGGCAAACAACAUUAGCGCAGUUCGGAGUGCAGUUCGGGGUGCAGUUCCGGUUGCAAGCUUUUACUCCAAGAGGGUGCUCGGGUAAAUGUGGUUGAUAUAUAUGGUUAUCAGAGAUUGGAACUUGUAAGCCAUUGCACAAUAGCUUCAUGUGGUCCUCAAGAAGAAUAUAGAGUAAAAUUUGAAGAAUGCAAUCGAAGAUUAACGCCUUUUCCAGACCCUGCACUUCCAAGACCGCUGACGCUUCUUCCAUCUCCGGUGAUUUGUUCCACCGGGAAGGCACAAAAAAGAAAUACCCAGAUAUUACCGUUACGUAUGAGCGUAGAAAUUCCCAACUGUAUAGUGAUAGCAAGGAUGGAUCAAAUGGUGAAGCACCCAAGAAAAUUGAUUCUAGGAGCUCAAUUGUGAAAUUUGGUUUGCCCACAUCUGGAAAAGUUCUGAAUAAGAAGAGAAAUUAUGCCCAAUUGCAUUUGGAAUUUGGUCAGUCUGAUUUUUUCUUGCACACUUGCAAUGUAUGCAACUUCCAGUAUGCUACUGGUCAAGAAGGGGAUGAGAAGGUUCACCAGGCAUUUCACAAGAAUUACACUGUUGGAAUCCCAUUUAAGUGCUGGAAGAAUGAAAGAAUUAUUCCAAUUCCUUCAUUUGAAGCAGGACGCAUUAUCUUGGUCUUAAAUGAUGACCCUCCUCCUUGGAGAAACAAGGUUCAGGAAGUCGUAAAGAUGAUGGAGGUGGAACUUGGUGAAGGGUGGAUAUAUAAUCAGCAAUGCAAGGUGUAUUUGUUUAUCUCUUCUCGAAGAAUUGGUGGAUGCCUGGUAGCAGAACCUAUAAAGGAGGCGUAUAGAAUUGUCUCUAGUUCGCAAGGCAACAAGUCUAGUGUUGCGGCUGAAAGGGAAGUAAGUCAGAGAUCUACGGUUCUGCAGUUUGGAGGAGUCAGUUUUCAACGGGAAAAAGUAAGAAGAGAUCCCCCAAAAGAAAGACUCGAUGGUUUAGAUGAUGGCCUAAAUGGAGUGAUCUUGUGUGAGAAGGAAGCUGUACCUGCUUUGUGUGGCAUUAGAGCCAUUUGGGUCACUCCUUCCAAUAGAAGAAAACACAUUGCUAGUUAUUUGCUUGAUGCUGCAAGGAAAAGUUUUUGCAAUGGUCAAGUUCUCUUGCGUUCGGAGCUCGCAUUUUCUCAGCCAACUUCAGUUGGAAAGGUAUUCAUAUCCAGCUAUACUAGCAGUUCAUCCUUCUUCAUAUACACCUCCAGUGGCUCUAAGUAGUCUCCAUCUUCUUUCAGCAACUUCUUUAGGUACUGCUUAAUCCAUCUUUCAUGUGGUUCUUAUAUUUGAAUUGGAUAAAUUAUACUUUGAUGAGUAGCCAGCUGUAGGCUUCACUUCACAGGACACGAUAUUUGUCUUGUUUGACAAUUAACGAUUAGUGAAUAACGGAUUAUAUUAAUAGUUUUGACUAGUGAAUUCUCUUAGUAAUUUAAUUGUAAGAAGAUCUUAUACUGUUCCUCCAUAACAUAUUAACACAACUACACUACUCAAGUAAAAGUUGUGGUCAAUGUAUAGAUAUAGCAAAUUAUUAAUUAUAUAUUCUUGGAGUAUUGAAUCA